Dentiscutata erythropus is the source of this 514-nucleotide messenger RNA. The record is from the annotation of a GenBank genome assembly. Lineage: Eukaryota; Fungi; Glomeromycota; Glomeromycetes; Diversisporales; Gigasporaceae.
ACCCAUUGCUAAGGGUUCCGAACAUGCAGAAGCUUUGAUUCUAUUUAAGGAUUCUGAACAUACUACGAAAAAUGUCAAAUGUGAGUAUAAUAUGAACAAGGAUGUAUUUCCAAUCUCAUUAAUAUGUAAAAGAUUAAUGUAUAAUAUGAUUUUGCUUAGACACCACAACAGUGUAUCCUUGCAAUUAGAAGAACGGGAAAUGGAAAAAGCUUUGCAGAACCCUUUUGGUGCAAAUUCAGAAGUCGGUCAUUCAACUAAUUCCAAAACAAAAGGAACAAUAGUUCAUGAUUGUGGAAAUGGACGUUCCUAUGUUGAUACACGAGGUUUUGAUGAUUCCGAUGAGAAAAAAGAUGAUGCUGAGAUUGCUCGUGAGAUUCUUCGUAAAAUAGUAGAUAAUCAUAUUAAGAAAUUGACCACAAUCCUGUGGUUUGUAUUACCUGACAACAGAGCGACACAUUCGCUUAAACUUCAAGCAGGGUUUAUAGAAUCCCUUGUGAUGCUGCUAAAAAUAUAG